Messenger RNA from Dendronephthya gigantea, 1329 nucleotides. RefSeq names its product signal recognition particle receptor subunit beta-like. Lineage: Eukaryota; Metazoa; Cnidaria; Anthozoa; Malacalcyonacea; Nephtheidae. Gene Ontology annotation, cellular component: Golgi apparatus. Bases 94 to 855 code for a protein of 253 amino acids. Gene Ontology annotation, molecular function: GTP binding. Gene Ontology annotation, biological process: protein localization to organelle; Golgi to plasma membrane protein transport; intracellular protein transport. The record is from RefSeq and is a predicted model, not a curated record. The transcript has 8 exons.
UCGUUAUCACCCGUCAGCAUUCGGAUGGAUCCGGAAGAGAUUCUUGAUAUCAAUGUAGUGGAUGGAAAAUAAGUUAGUUCGGUCAAAUUCAAGAUGGCAGAAAGUGUGGGAAAUGCGAUUUCUAUAUUUCUUGGUCCAAAUGGUACAAUUUUUGCUGUAAUUUCCGCAACUUUAUUAGUUCUGUUAACUGCUGUUUUAGCGUGGAUCAUCGGAAGAAGUAAAAACAAGGGUAAUACUGUGUUGCUUGUUGGUUUGUCUGAUGCUGGGAAAACUCUCAUCUUUAUCAGGCUGAUAUUUAACAAGUUCCUUCCCACUCAUACUUCCAUCAAAGAAAACAAAGCGAACUAUAAAGUAGAGCAGGCUGAAGAUGCAAAGUUCUUGGAAUUGAUAGAUAUUCCAGGAAAUGAAAAAUUACGAGGAAAGUUUUUAGAUCAAUUCAAAAGCCUUGCUAGGGGAAUAAUCUUUGUUGUGGACAGUGUCACCUUUACCAGAGAACUACAUGCAGUUGCCGAAUGUUUAUUUGAUAUUCUGAGCAACAAGAUGUUUAAUAAACUCUCAGUAAAAAUUCUCAUUGCUUGCAAUAAACAAGACCUCACCACUGCUAAGUCAAUGAACGUUGUUAAAUCCCAACUGGCCAAAGAAAUCAACACAUUACGCAAGACACGGGCGGCAGCUGUGAAAGGUUUAGAUGAACAAUCCGUGGCUCAUGAUGAAGUUUUUGUUGGUCAGAAAGGAAAAGAUUUUGACUUUGCUGAUCUACGUGGAAUGAAGGUUGAAUUUAUUGAAUGUAAUGCAAAGGAAGAUGACAAAAGUGGUUUGAAAGAUAUCCUUGAGUGGAUGAAGAAAUUGAUGUAAGGCACCAGUUUUCACAAUCCUUCCUCUGGUGUAUGUGAUUUAGCAGAUUUACUGGAGUUGCUGACAACAAAGGCAAGAUCUGAAGUCAUAGGUCAGGCAAAGAGUGAAACCUUGAAAAAACUUGGAAUUUAUCCAGAUUUGGGGAAUUCUCAUUAGUGAGAAUUGAUAGUGGAAUCCAGGAAUACUCCAAAGAACAACUUUAAGAUCGUUUUAAACACUGAAAACCUCUCAUUUUGUGGGCAACUUUACUAAAUUAUGAUAAGAUUACAUCAUAGUGAGUGUUAAAAAUUCAACAACGCAACGAUCACCUAAGCCAUGGUUGAACCAGGAUGUGAGGAGAUACGGAUCAACGAAAGCAUGUUCGAUCUUCAACCCUCAGCCUAGCGAUCCUAUCAUCUGACUGUUGAAGGUCGAACUUGCUAAUGCCCCUCGUUUCACUGACAGUUAUCGAAGUUAAUAAAAUCUUAAAACAAA